This is a messenger RNA of Panonychus citri (citrus red mite), 1198 nucleotides long. It is a transcript of the gene CRIF, whose product is annotated as growth arrest and DNA damage-inducible proteins-interacting protein 1-like. Gene Ontology annotation, cellular component: nucleus. NCBI's taxonomy places the organism in Eukaryota, Metazoa, Arthropoda, Arachnida, Trombidiformes, Tetranychidae. Bases 113 to 985 code for a protein of 290 amino acids. The transcript is spliced from 2 exons. The record is from RefSeq and is a predicted model, not a curated record.
CUGAUCAACACAUUUAUUGAAAUUUUUUUGAUUAAAAUUGUUACACUUUUAAUUACGAUUAUGAUUUGAUUAAGAUUUUUGAAUUAAUCUAAUUUAUUAUCAAUUUUCAGUCAUGAGUUUACUUUCACUUUCUUCGUCUAAAUCUAUUGUGUCACAUUCUUCAAAGGUUUCAUUUAAUCGUGGAUUAGCUUCUCUAUGGCCUAUUAAAAAUCCGUUCAAAAAAUCUAGUGAAACAAAGUCAGUUGAUGAGUUACCAUUACAACCAAUUGAUCCGGAACCUAAAGCUCUUUGGGAGCAUUUAAAUGAUGAACAAAUUGCCAAGAUUUGUGAUCGAUCAGGUUUGGACGAUGAAUCGAAAGAAUUAGAGAGAAGGCAACUCUUUGGACCUGUUAAAUUUUACCAAUUAAGAAAAUAUAAAAGAGAAAAUGUAAAAAAAUUCUAUGCUUAUUAUGGAAGAGAUAGUGGACUAAAGCCGGGCGUUUGUUGGCCUAAUGUAGAAGAAGCAGAUUUCUAUGAUAAAUUUGAGAAGACGUUCUAUCCAUCAUUGGAGAAACUGAUGGCAGAUAAUGAAGCGGAAAAGCAAAGAAUUGCAGCCAUCAAGAAGGAAAGAGAAGAUCUUGUCACCAAAGGUCUCGCUCAAAGAGAUGAGCUUAUUGCUCAAUUCUACGAAAAGAGAGCAGUUAAAUUAGCUGAAGAAGAAGAGGCUAAGAAACGAAACGAGAAACUAGUAGCCCAAGUUCGUGAAUAUUUAGGAUUUAACAUUGAAAAAUCUGACCCAAGAUUCCAAGAGGCCUUAGCCAAGAAGGAAGAGGAAGAACGAGCCAAGGCUAAAGCGGCCACAAAGAAGGAUAAGAAUGCCAAAUUAGCGGCCAUGUUACAGAAAAUGUUAGAUCUUCCAAAGGACGAGAUAAAAUCCAGUGAAAAACAACCCGAAACAAAAACAGACAAAUCAGUGAAUCGACCAAAGGACGAAAAGACAGAGUAAAAAUGGAAUACAAUUGUUGAUUAUUAAUGAACUUAUCCAACUGGAAAAGAUAAUCUUCCGAAAAUGAUGUCUCAAAUCAUCAAUAUUAGCUCAAGCUCAGGAGAAAAUCAUGUUGAUUUUUUGCUUUCAUUUAUAAAGAAAAAAUUCACAAACUGAUUAGUAAAACGAUUAAGAUGUAAAUUAAAUGAGACAUGUAAAGAAAUUUUCACCAUA